GUGCGGGGCAACUUCUAUGGUACUCCGGAGAACAAUUUCCUCCACCUCCCCAAUCGAAAUUUUACAAGAUAUCCCGAGAACCUAGUUCUUGUAUCAAGAGCAGCGUCGUUAACAUGACUGCCUUUCAGGUCGACGGCUCCUCAGAGGGUCUGAGGAGGAUGGCGGACAAUUGCAAUCAAUCUUGACGGAAAGAAACAUUGACAGCUUCGGAUGUCGAAGAGUUGACCCUAAUGUUCCUAUCGAAACCACUGUUGAGAUACUUGGACAACUUGUUAGGGAGGCAAGAUUGGUAGUAUCGGGCUGUCGGGAGUCAAAGUCGAGACCAUCCGAUGAGCCAUGAAGAUUCACAGGAUCGACAGGCUAGAGGCCGAAGUCCCACUCUGGGCAACAGACAUCUUCAUGAACGGUGUGGCAGAGACAUGUGCCGAGCUUGGUAUAACCAUAUGUGCCCAUAUUCCGCUUGGUGCCGGAAUGUUGAGGUAUGGAAUCCGAAGCCCAAAGACCUGGGGAAUGACCAUCACCGCUUCUCCCCCGCUUCCAGAGCAUGAAUCCCGAAAACUCGGAGUUGGUUAAGGAGCUGCAAAAGCUCGCGGAGACCAAAAGAUGUACUUCUGCGCAGCUGGCCCUGUCGUUGGUGAGAUACCAUAGCGGCAAGCCGGGAAUGCCAUUCAUGCUGGGUGCGAGGUCCAGGUCGAGGGUCCGGGAGAAUUGCAUAAGUGUGCAGCUGCUAUGGGGAUUUGAAAGAGAUUGCCGAUCUUCUAAGCUUUUCAAUAGCCGGUGAUAGAUAUCCUGCAGCAGCUGCAAUGUUAUGCGAGUACUGAAGAUAGGUAUUUGAAUGAUAAUGAUGAGUCCAAGGAAACAACCCUUCAAUUUCCUGCUACUCAUAUCGACGCAGCU
Messenger RNA from Amorphotheca resinae ATCC 22711, 897 nucleotides. RefSeq lists its product as hypothetical. The record is from RefSeq and is a predicted model, not a curated record. The transcript is spliced from 2 exons. Lineage: Eukaryota; Fungi; Ascomycota; Leotiomycetes; Helotiales; Amorphothecaceae. Bases 337 to 573 code for a protein of 78 amino acids.